CAACAUGUCGGGAGCUAUAACUUGCUCUGCGGCGGAUCUCUCCGCCCUACUCGGCCCCAACGCCACGGCCGCAGCUGACUAUAUCUGCGGCCAGUUGGGUACCGUAAACAACAAGUUUACCGAUGCAGCCUUCGCUAUAGACAACACUUACCUCCUCUUCUCUGCCUAUCUCGUCUUUGCGAUGCAGCUUGGCUUUGCUAUGCUCUGUGCUGGCUCUGUUAGAGCCAAGAAUACCAUGAACAUCAUGCUUACCAAUGUUCUUGACGCUGCAGCCGGAGGACUCUUUUACUAUCUUUUUGGUUAUGCCUUUGCCUUUGGAGGAUCCUCGGAAGGAUUCAUCGGAAGACACAACUUUGCUCUUAGAGACUUCCCAACUCUCACAGCUGACUACUCUUUCUUUCUCUACCAAUGGGCGUUCGCAAUCGCGGCCGCUGGAAUCACAAGUGGUUCGAUCGCGGAGAGGACUCAGUUUGUGGCUUACUUGAUAUACUCAUCUUUCUUAACCGGAUUUGUUUAUCCGGUUGUCUCUCACUGGUUCUGGUCCCCGGACGGAUGGGCUAGUCCCUUCCGUCCAGCAGAUGAUCGUUUGUUUAGUACCGGAGCAAUCGAUUUUGCUGGCUCAGGUGUUGUUCACAUGGUUGGUGGCGUAGCAGGUUUGUGGGGUGCUUUAAUCGAAGGUCCUCGUCGUGGUCGGUUCGAGAAAGGCGGACGUGCUAUUGCUCUGCGUGGCCACUCCGCGUCGCUUGUAGUCUUAGGAACCUUCCUCCUAUGGUUCGGUUGGUAUGGUUUCAACCCCGGUUCCUUCACCAAGAUACUCAUUCCAUAUGAGUCCGGUUCCAACUACGGCCAAUGGAGCGGAAUAGGCCGCACAGCGGUUACAACCACACUCUCGGGAUGCACCGCAGCUCUAACCACACUCUUUGGAAAACGUCUCCUAUCAGGCCAUUGGAACGUAACCGAUGUUUGCAACGGCUUACUCGGUGGGUUUGCGGCCAUAACCGCAGGCUGCUCCGUGGUAGAACCAUGGGCAGCUAUCGUCUGCGGCUUCAUGGCUUCUCUAGUCCUUAUAGGAUGCAACAAGCUCGCGGAGCUCCUACAAUAUGACGAUCCCCUCGAGGCAGCCCAACUACAUGGAGGGUGUGGCGCGUGGGGUUUGAUAUUUGUAGGAUUGUUUGCUAAAGAGAAGUAUCUAAACGAGGUUUAUGGCGCCACCCCGGGAAGGCCGUACGGACUAUUCAUGGGCGGAGGUGGGAAGCUGCUGGGAGCACAGCUGGUGCAGAUUCUUGUGGUCAUAGGAUGGGUUAGUGCCACCAUGGGAACACUCUUUUUCAUCCUUAAAAAGCUCAAUCUGCUUAGGAUCUCGGAGAAGGAUGAGAUGCAAGGAAUGGAUAUGACGCGUCAUGGUGGCUUUGCUUAUAUAUACCAUGACAAUGAAGACGAGUCUCAUAGAGUAGACCAUGGAUCUCCUUUCCCUCGUUCAGCUACUCCUCCUCGCGUUUGAUUUUUAAGCCUUUUGUAAUCUACUAUUGGUAAGUAUUGUUGCAUGUUGUGUAUUUUGCUUUCUGAUGAAAUAUAAAUCUUGAAUAUAUAGUUUUGUUUUGUUUCGAGUGAUCUAUAUAUGAUCUUUCUGUGUU
Messenger RNA from Capsella rubella, 1634 nucleotides. Its product is annotated as ammonium transporter 1 member 3. Gene Ontology annotation, cellular component: membrane. The record is from RefSeq and is a predicted model, not a curated record. The transcript has a single exon. The coding region runs from base 5 to 1501 and encodes 498 amino acids. Gene Ontology annotation, biological process: ammonium transmembrane transport; ammonium homeostasis. Lineage: Eukaryota; Viridiplantae; Streptophyta; Magnoliopsida; Brassicales; Brassicaceae. Gene Ontology annotation, molecular function: ammonium channel activity.